AACAGAAUUCGACACUCAAAGCGUAAAAGGGGGAAUAUUUUAUUUUUGCAUUCACGGGGUAAAGUAUUCUCCCGCCAUUGACAAGUUUUUGCCAGAUCUUGCGUCGAAACCCUAACAAUCGGAAUUCGAUUUUCUGUCUGGGAGUUUGGGGACGCAUCUAUGGAUAUCCCAGUAAUCGAUCUUGCCCCGUACUUGGAAUUCGCCGGAAAAGCGGAGUUCGAUUUGAAUCUGAAGAAUUUGUGCACGGAGGUCAGCCGGAGUCUAAGGGAGACAGGAGCUUUGAUUGUCAAAGAUCCUCGGUGCACUUCGGAGGACAAUGAUAGGUUUAUCGAUAUGAUGGAGAAGUAUUGGGAAAUGCCCGACGAUUUCAAGCGCAGUCAAGAACGGCCUCACCUCCAUUACCAGGUCGGUGUAACCCCGGAAGGAGUUGAAGUACCACGUAGUUUAGUGGACAAAGAAAUGAAAGAGAAGUUAAGAGCCAUGCCAGAAGAGUUUCAACCAUAUGCUCCGUCUGGACCAGAUCCCAAGUGGCGGUAUAUGUGGAGGGUUGGUCCACGCCCAUCCGAAACCAGCUUUAAGGAACUUAACUCAGAGCCCGUCAUUCCAGAGGGAUUUCCUGAUUGGAAGAAUACUAUGGAUUCAUGGGGAUAUAAAAUGAUAUCAGCAGUAGAGGCUGUGGCUGAGAUGGCUGCAAUUGGAUUUGGCUUGGAGAAGGACGCAUUCACAUCUCUUAUGAAGCAGGGGCCUCACCUACUUGCUCCAACAGGAAGCAAUCUAAAGCGUCAUGGCCAACUGGGCACCGUUUUUGCUGGAUAUCAUUAUGACCUCAACUUUCUUACCAUUCAUGGAAGGAGUAGGUUUCCAGGACUAAACAUUUGGCUGAGGAAUGGACAAAAGAUGCAAGUCAAAGUUCCUCUGGGUUGCCUUCUCAUUCAGACCGGAAAACAGAUUGAAUGGUUAACUGCUGGAGAGUGCAUAGCUGGGAUGCAUGAAGUAGUGGUGACUGAUCGCACAAUAGAUGCAAUAAAAUCAGCUUCAGAGCAAAAUCAUAGCCUGUGGAGAGUAUCUUCAACGCUCUUCGCCCACAUAGCAUCUGAUGCAGUGCUGAAACCAUUAGGUCACUUUGCCGACUCUCCCCUAGCCAGCGAGUAUCCUGCAAUGCGCGCGGGUGAGUUUGUGGAGAAGGAGCUGGCAGUCAUUAAUCUGAAAGGAAACAACGGGAACACCUAAUAACUGCAACUCAAGACAGUAUGCGUUACAUUCCUUCAAUUUAUGUUCAAUUUGCUUUUUAAUCGCGAAUAAAAAGUUGUAUGUUUUCAUUCAUUCAUGGCUACAGAACACAAAUGGCACAAUCUUGCUACAUUGUUAAGUUUAUCUUCUGCUCUGAAAUUUUAGUAUUCUGAACCAUUACAUGUUUA
Molecule: messenger RNA, 1418 nt
Organism: Andrographis paniculata
Lineage: Eukaryota; Viridiplantae; Streptophyta; Magnoliopsida; Lamiales; Acanthaceae
Exons: 7
Coding region: 160-1230 (356 amino acids)
Source: RefSeq, a predicted model, not a curated record